AUGGAUGAGGGAAGAGAAGGAGAGAUAGAGAAGAAGGAAGAAGGACAAGUGAAGGAAGGAGUAGCGUCGAUAGCUUUAUUGCCAUGUGGGUCUCUCUCUGGCCAUUUCAUUCACAUGCCUCUCUCCAUCUGUUAUGGCCUCCAUGGCACUGAACUGGCUUGUGAGACUGAGUGCAGCCGCGGUGAGGAUUACCGGUUGAUCAAACUCACCAUCAUUGACUACAAUAGUAAGAAGGAGCAAACAGUUGUAGUGGAGUGCAAAGGCCACGAUGCUGCUCGGAUUAAUGAUGUCGAGCAUGCUCACGGUUGGGAGGAAGAUGUGAUAGGAUUAGUCGAAGAAAAGCACGGGAAGAAGAAAGUAUCUGUUUCGUUCGAGUGCGAGACAUUGAAGGCAGAUGAAGCAGCAGAGGACCACAUCAGACAGUUUAUGCCCAAAUUAGCUGGACUUGAUGCUGUUAUUAACAUAGGACCAAUGAAGAUCACUGGGCUUGAUUUUGCUGCGGUGGAAGGGGAACACGCAAACUAA
Messenger RNA from Microthlaspi erraticum, 525 nucleotides. Lineage: Eukaryota; Viridiplantae; Streptophyta; Magnoliopsida; Brassicales; Brassicaceae. The record is from the annotation of a GenBank genome assembly.